Molecule: messenger RNA, 2011 nt
Organism: Pieris rapae (cabbage white)
Lineage: Eukaryota; Metazoa; Arthropoda; Insecta; Lepidoptera; Pieridae
Exons: 4
Coding region: 204-974 (256 amino acids)
Biological process (GO): phospholipid metabolic process; lipid catabolic process; arachidonate secretion
Molecular function (GO): calcium ion binding; A2-type glycerophospholipase activity
Source: RefSeq, a predicted model, not a curated record
GUGGUGCAGUACGCACGUUUCGUGUCGCGCAUGCGUCUAGUGGGCUUCGCGCCUUUUUAUUUUAACAAAGAGUUUUUAUAUCAUUUUAAUUUAAAAACGUUUUAAUUUAAAAAUAGAAAAUGGUUAAAUGGCGCGAAAUGAAGCGAACUUCUUUAUAAUCGAUGUGCAUUUGUUUUUAUAAAAAAAUAAAGUGAAGAAAUAAAAUGUGGCUAUCUGUGGUAUUUUCUGUGAUAACUAAUUUCAGAGCUGUAAAUGUUACCAAGAUAGGAGGAUUUAUGGCGCUAAAUUUGUAUGCGGGUCUAGUUAUUUAUUUACUUAUCGUGCCAUCAGUAUUCAGCCAAUCAGAUAGGCCGACUCGCUUGACCUACGAACAAAUUUAUAAUAGCACAACUUAUGCGCAAAUUCGUCACGCUUCGAGACCUGUGCAUGCCAAAGUACAUGUGCAAAGGACCAAGAAUCUUCUCGUUGGAGUCACCCAUGACCCCUUUAGGUAUUCCGUGCCUGAGGCAGAUUAUCGCAAGGGUGUCAGGAUCAUCGAUACCCCACAAUCGUCAAACCGCACUGAUCGGGGUAAACGUGGUGUAUCUCAUCUAUACAAUAUGUUGACUUGUGCAACUGGAUGCAACCCUAUCGCUUAUAAGGGGUACGGCUGCUACUGCGGACUAGGAGGAUCUGGGAGACCUGCAGAUGGGAUUGACAACUGCUGCAGACUUCACGACCAAUGCUACGAAAACAUCCACUGCCCAUUCUACACAGUCUACUUCCAACCAUACUACUGGACAUGCUUCAACCACGAACCCUUAUGCGCCUUAGAAAACUUCCAUAACUCAUACAUAAAUGGCUGCGCAGGUCGACUCUGUGAGUGUGACCGACGUUUUGCAAUGUGUGUCCGACAGUACACGUGUCCAAUUGGCCGUCCACUCUGCAAAUCUUCACCGUUUCGGUUGCUCCAAAACAUUCUUAUCGUUCCUUAAGAAUAUCCAGAAUACGUAUUGGGACUGCAGUUUAUAUUUUUAUAAAAAUAAACCUUAAACACUUUAGUUAGUAGAAUGUUAUUAAAUUACUGAUUUGGAUCGUCAUUACACUGUCAUUAUAAAAAGUGCGAUGAGGCAAUGAGAACAAGAGAAACUGUAGUUGGUAGCACAGAAAACAAAAGAUGGCGUGGUGGUUCAAAAACUAGAUGAAUCUAUUGAAAGAAUCAUCGUCCGCAAAACUGUACUCGCAUCUAUUGUAUCAUAAGAGAGGUGCUGAGCAAAAACCGGUGAAAAUUAAUUGACACUUUGCUGGUCACGUCGCUUAGACAAGAGCUGCCGAUUAAAAAGAGAUAAAAUGUUAUGCCUGUGCAGAGAAGAACCGGCUCUGUCCAUACUUUAACUGUCAAUACAAAGACAUUCAAAAUUAAUACUCGAAUAUCUCUAAAGUUAAAGAGGAUGGUCCAACUCAGUCAUAAAGAUUAAUGUUAACUAAUAAACCGAACUAACUAAAAUCUUUCAUGCUGGUAUUCUUUAACUUCCAAAAGCGUUGCGAUGUGAUAUAACUAUAAUGAAAUCGGAUAGAGAACAGCGGAUCGCUGUCGCUAUUGGUAGUUUGUUUAAGCGUAGAUCUAGCUUGUUAAUCAAUAGUGAAAUUAUUAUAGUAAAUAGCUUAAUGGGGUAGGUUUUGGACGUAAAAAUUAUGCGUCGAUUGUAUGGACUCGCAGUUACAGAAUAUAUUUUGUGAUUCUAGUCUAGUUAAAGAUUUAAGUUAAAUUUUAAGCUUCAUUCAAAAGCACUGUACAAAAUAGAGUUAAGUUGUUACCAUUAAUUAACGAGAAUUUUAAUUAUAAGAAAUUUAUAUUAUUGAUGAUAAUGUAAUUUUAAAGGCUUUUUAAACGUAGAUUAACGUUAAUGGAGUAAAUGUUGCCAUUAUUGUAGUUUUAUAAUAAAAUCGCAAGUUUAAAAACAAUAUAUGGUCGUCUCUCAUACGAUUAUAUUGUACAAAUACUUUAACAUUAGUCUGUAAAUAAUUAUGU